GGGGGGGGGGAGGGGUUGUGCGCUCACAAACAUUUCUAACACCGCCACAUUCUUUGUGUGCCUGUCCCAAGCCAGGAGCCUGUAGUUAAGUGGUUGUCGUUGGUUCACGUCCGGCAUAUUUGUUUUUUUCGUAAAUUGUUUUGUUAUAAAUUAGGCCGUUAGCUUUCUCAAUUGAAUUGUUUCAUAUUUUUCAUGUUGGGGCCUUUUACAGCCGACUAUAUGGCAUGGGUUUUUCUCAUUGUUGAAGGUUGUACGGUUGCCUAUAAUUGCUUACAUACACUUCAUUUGAACUUUGGUGAAUAGUAGUCUCAUUGGCAAUCAUACCACAUCUCCUUAUUUUUAUAUGAAGCUGGAAAUUGUUUUAUAAUAAGGAAACAUAUACAUUUUAUCAUUUACUUUUCAUCUUAGCAAUUUACUUUUCUUUUUAGUUCCGCAUUUCAGCACGUUAAACUGAGAUGACUUCUUGUCGUCAGCUAUGGGAUGUCAAAAUUAAUUAUGAUAAAGCAUAAUAAACAUAUACUUGAUUGGUUUUUUUUUAUAAAUGAUAAUUCAGUAGUUACAUAUGUAGGAUACCAAUGUAAAGUCGGACCAGAGACGGAAAAAAAUAACCAACCCAUCUGCCAACCAGAUAGGUAAAAACAAGAAAAAGGAUACAAAAGCUGCACAGGUCGUAGAACUCCAUUUAGGAACAACAGUGCUACCACUUAAAGAUGCUCGUGCUGUAUUAAGUCUGAUAGAACAGUUGAAAACCGACCAGAAAUAUUCCGCCACACUGGGUUUUUUGUCAGAUUUGUUCCGGAAGUUGAAUACGUUGGAAGAUGGACAAUUCUCCAGAAUAGAGAUUGACAUGACAGUUAGACAAUACCAAGACUAUACCGAUGGAUUUCAAUACAGACUUACUGUAAAACCAGUGGGUUACUGUUUAUUGAUAACGAAUAGUGAAUUUUAUCAAGUUCCGGGAUGCCCAAUCAGUAAAAAAAUGCCUAACAGACCAGGUGUGGAAGGCGAUGCCAAGCGACUAGAGGGACUUAUGUCAACGAUUGGUUAUAAAGUAAUUAGAAAGGAUAAUCUGAAGAAAUGGGAGAUUGAGCGUGAAAUGAAAGCUAUGGCAGAAGCUGAUCAGAAGAAAUUCGACUGUUUUGUUUGUAUUAUUUCAAGUCACGGGACAGCCAACAAAGUUUACGGCAGUGACGGAUAUGAUCUCAUGUUAGGUCCCCAGUUAAAAAGAUUCAGUGUGGAUACGUGUCCAGACCUUCAAGGAAAACCGAAAAUAUUUUUGUUUCAGGCGUGCAACAUAGAAACGGAAGAUAAGAUGCAAAAAACAUUGCAGCCCCUUAUAAAUGAGACGGACUUUCUGUAUGGUUUUUCGACACUGCCGGGCCAUCUAGCAUACAACCCAAAAGACGGGGAAAAGACUGGAUCAUAUUACCUCUACUCACUAUAUAAACAUCUCAGUGAUAAAUACAAAGCGUGCGAUUUGGUUGCAAUUCUUGAGGACAUGAAUAGAGAAUUGGCAGAAAAGAAGUCAGAACUUAGACCUAAUGAUUUAGGAUCCGUAACAAUGUUUGUUGAUUGUCUCAGAGGUCAUUUAUUUUUUCAGUGAACUGGAAUUUUGAAAACGUAAAUAAAAACAAUCAAAAUUAA
Molecule: messenger RNA, 1644 nt
Organism: Mytilus californianus (California mussel)
Lineage: Eukaryota; Metazoa; Mollusca; Bivalvia; Mytilida; Mytilidae
Product: caspase-3-like
Exons: 6
Coding region: 848-1603 (251 amino acids)
Biological process (GO): apoptotic process; proteolysis
Cellular component (GO): cytoplasm
Source: RefSeq, a predicted model, not a curated record